This is a messenger RNA of Branchiostoma floridae (Florida lancelet), 1955 nucleotides long. RefSeq lists its product as uncharacterized. The transcript has 9 exons. Bases 411 to 1211 code for a protein of 266 amino acids. Gene Ontology annotation, molecular function: small GTPase binding; GTPase activator activity. Gene Ontology annotation, cellular component: cytosol; perinuclear region of cytoplasm; nucleus. The record is from RefSeq and is a predicted model, not a curated record. Lineage: Eukaryota; Metazoa; Chordata; Leptocardii; Amphioxiformes; Branchiostomatidae. Gene Ontology annotation, biological process: nucleocytoplasmic transport; activation of GTPase activity.
AGAACUCAGACACUGACAGCAUCACUGGUGAUGACAAUCUGCCAUUGGUGGUGCCACUGUCCACCAAACAUCAAGCCACAGUCAGGGAAGUUGUUCUACAUGAUGUUCUGACAAGCACAAGUUUAGUGACAAGCUUCUGUGACCUGCUAAAGACAUGGUACAACUUGGAAAGGAUCAGCAUCAGUGGAGGGUCCUACGACAGCCUACCCAAAGAUGAUGUAGUGAGCAGUCUGCUUGAGUGUCAGAGGAAGGGAGGGAAGCUGACACACCUGUUCCUGGAGAAUGAACUGCUCUGUCACUGGACAUUUCCUAACAUCCUACUCAGUCUGCUGCAAGCCAAGCAAAGUUAUUGUAAUGCUGCUGCAAACAGCUGUGCACCAGAUCUGCAGCAACUGAAGCUGCACCACUGCAUGGCCUUUGGUCAGGAUGCCUCCCACUGGAGACCUGUGUGCUGGAACAGCUUCCCAAUGCUGUCUUCUGAUGGUGUCAUAAGUGGGAUAGUGUCUGUGGACCUGUCCUUCUGUGUACCAACAUUGGAGGCACAACCCAGCAGACCCUUGGACAUGAGUGCCUUGACCUGGCUUCUAACACACGACUCAGUGAUCCGCUCACUCAGGCUUCACAACUGCCAGCUGUACACAGAGGAGUUAGCUACAAUCUUCAAUGCCAUUUCAGAGGCCCCAGACUCCUGCAAGUUGGAGAUGCUUGAUGUGUCCUUCAACAACUACAGGUCGGAGAAAGGCUCGGGGGCCUUGGCCCAGCUGAUCAGCAAGUCUCGGCUGACUUGUCUGAAGAUGGAGGUAGUCUCAUCCACUUCUGCAGGUGGAUGCAGUGUUGCUACAUCAGAGGUUGUUCUUGCCUUGAGAAGAAAUACUAGGCUAAGGGAACUGUGGCUGUCUGGAAACAGACUGGGUGAUGCAGGUGUGGAGACGUUGAUGCAGGUGUUUGCACCAGGUGGUCACAGCUGUCUACAGGUGCUGGCCCUGAGGUCCAAUUUGAUUCACACCAGAGGCCUUCAUGCCAUCAACCAAGCACUUUGGAAAGGAAGGCAAUUGAAGAAACUGCUGAUCGGUGGCAACUUCUUCUUAACAGAAGCGGGUGGUAAGGAUGGUUUGGAGGACCUGCGUCGGCUGGUGCCACAUGUGGACACAGGACUGCCGGCUUUCAUGGACUCUGCAGCACUGAUGGUAGAGCAUGUGGCUCAGAUGUAAACUCACUGGUGGUGCCACAUGUGGACACAGGACUGCCGGCUUUCAUGGACUCUGCAGCACUGAUGGUAGAGCAUGUGGCUCAGAUGUAAACUCACUGGUGGUGCCACAUGUGGACACAGGACUGCCGGCUUUCAUGGACUCUGCAGCACUGAUGGUAGAGCAUGUGGCGCAGAUGUAAACUCACUGGUGGUGCCACAUGUGGACUGCCGGCUUUCAUGGACUCUGCAGCACUGAUGGUAGAGCAUGUGGCUCAGAUGUAAACUCACUGGUGCCACAUGUGGACACAGGACUGCCGGCUUUCAUGGACUCUGAAGCACUGAUGGUAGAGCAUGUGGCUCAGAUGUAAACUCACUGGUGCCACAUGUGGACACGGGACUGCCGGCUUUCAUGGACUCUGAAGCACUGAUGGUAGAGCAUGUGGCUCAGAUGUAAACUCACUGGUGCCACAUGUGGACACAGGACUGCCGGCUUUCAUGGACUCAAAUUGGUUCUUUGUCGCUGUUGACCUGGCCUUACAGUCUUACACUCAUAGUGACAAGUCAGGUAUAUCAGGAAGGUAGGUAGUUGAUGUACAGCGUUAUUUCAACUUGCCAGUAUGCAUAAAAAUUUAAUUACAGGCAUUUGACUUUAAAAAAGUUUGUUAUCCCUACCUCCAGUUAAUUUAACUGUUCAAAGAAAACACAAUGUCCAUUCCAAGUGGGGCUGUCUGCAUUCUGCUAAAUAAAGUCUCUAUUGAAGAACAUA